AAUUGUUGAAUCAUGUCACAGACCUGCAACUAAUAUACCACUGUUAAUGAUACUUAAGGGGAAAACUUGUUAAAGCCAAAACUUCAUAAUUCCUGGUGAAUCUGAUGCUACUAGUGAGGAAUUAAUGCAGUUGGUCACGAUUUUCACAGCAGUGGUAGGUGCUAUUCAUGCCCUUCCAUACAGAAGGUGAGGGCUACAGUGAGUUAACCACAUUCCCUAGGCGUUGAAUAAAAGAUGGUCAUCUACACACCUGUCAUCUUCACAGUUUUUUUUUAAAGCAGGUACUGCCCGUUCAAAAACUGGACUCAUGUUAACAGACAUUUGUACUAUAAAGAGGGACAAAUAUUACCUAGUUUCUUCCUAGAAGAUACCAUGACUUAAAGUUUUGUACCGACAAAGAAUAUAGCGCUGCAAGUGCAGCGAGAGGCACAAGAGGAGGACCUAUUUUUGCCUGUGAGAGGCCUCCUACAAGGUUUCCGCAAGAUCAUAGGACGCAAGCCCGUUCACUGCCUCCUGCCGCCAGCGGGCCCUCGGGGAUCCAAGCAGGAAGCAGGUUGGCCUGGAGUCACGUGGGUGGGUCUCAGCAGCCUGGCUCCCCUAACCGGCCGGAAGUGGCGCGCGCGCGCCUGCUCAAUGCGCGCUAGCUGGGAAGUCCUGUCCCGGCCUAACGAGUGCCUCGCGAGUCGCCGUAGUGCUAGCUUGCUGGGCGGCGUGUGCCGCUUAUGGAGGGAGUGUGUUCGUCGGGUGUUGCGGACGCAUCGGAGUGUGACGUGGAUCUCCGCAGGCUCGGCGGAUGCUGGCCAGUUGGAGGAGCAUUGCUUGGUCCGCGUUGCAGCCGAGGAGCUUGAGCAGAAUGUUCACAUCUUACCACAGACAGUUCUUUACAUGGCUGAUUCAGAAACUUUCAUUAGUCUGGAAGAGUGUCGUGGCCACAAGAGAGCAAGGAAAAGAACUACUAUGGAAGCAGCAUUUGCCCUUGAGAAGCUAUUCCCAAAACAAUGCCAAGUCCUUGGGAUUGUGACCCCAGGAAUUGUAGUGACUCCAAUGGGAUCAGGUAACAAUCGACCUCAGGAAAUAGAAAUUGGAGAGUCUGGUUUUGCUCUGUUAUUCCCUCAAAUUGAAGGAAUAAAAAUACAACCCUUUCAUUUUAUUAAGGACCCAAAGAAUUUAACACUAGAAAGACAUCAACUCACUGAAGUAGGUCUUUUAGAUAACCCUGAGCUUCGUGUGGUCCUGGUGUUUGGUUAUAAUUGCUGUAAGGUGGGAGCCAGUAAUUAUCUGCAGAGAGUAGUCAGCACUUUCAGUGAUAUGAAUGUCAUCUUGGCUGGAGGCCAGGUAGACAACCUGGCAUCACUGACCUCUGACAAAAACCCUCUGGAUAUUGAUGCCACUGGUGUGGUUGGACUGUCAUUUAGUGGACACCGAAUCCAGAGUGCCACCGUGCUUCUCAAUGAGGAGGUCAAUGACGAGAAGACUGCUGAGGCUGCAAUGCAGCGCCUCAAAGCUGCCAGCAUCCCGGAACAGAAUACCAUUGGCUUCAUGUUUGCAUGUGUUGGCAGGGGUUUUCAGUAUUACAGAGCCAAGGGGAAUGUUGAGGCUGAUGCGUUCAGAAAGUUUUUUCCUAGUGUUCCUUUAUUUGGCUUCUUUGGAAAUGGAGAAAUUGGAUGUGAUCGCAUAGUCACUGGGAACUUCAUAUUGAAGAAAUGUAAUGAGGUGAAGGAUGAUGAUCUGUUUCACAGCUAUACAACAAUAAUGGCACUGAUUCAUCUUGGGUCAUCUAAAUAAAGCCAUCUGUAAAGUGGCUUUCACAAUAUAAAACUUUUGGGCUCUGCCUUUCCUAGAAAAUGGAAAUGGGAUAUGUCUAUUUCAAAAAAAAAUAGUAACUUUAUAUGUAUCAGUUUUAUAGCUUUGACUAUAUCCGGGGUAGUUUUUAAUUAAUUAGAUGGACAACUUUGUACCUAACAUAAUGCACACAGAAUUGAGAGCUUUUGCGCCAAACCAAUUAUGGCUAUACUGUACUGGAUUAUGUAGCUGCUAUGUAAUGUGAUGUAAAUAGUCUUCUGCAUAGGAAGAUUGAAAGAGGAUUCAUCAAUAGGAUGGAGCUUUAAGACAUUCCAUGACUACCUCUGAACUAUUAGAUCUUUUAGCAAAAUCAUGAAGACAUUUUUUUCUCCCUUAAUGAAGGAGAAACAUACAUGAAUAGCUUGAGAAAUCUUUCUCUGCUUUACAGUUUUACCGGUUUUUUUAGAAGCUGUAACAAAAUUAUUACUUUUUACUUAUUUGACAAAAAUUAAAGAACUAUUUUUGUUCUAGUACCCUGAAGUUGCUUAGUCAAAUAAAUUGCCAAGACUAAUCAGUAUUUUAUUACUUUAUAAGGAAAACAUUUCCUUUUCCCUCAAUGAAGGAAUUGUAAGAGAAGAAUCCUUUUCACCUAAUUCUAUAUAGAACUGGCAGACCAGACAAUUACAUCACCUUAUUUUGGUCUUAUACCAAUAAAAUGUACCUUGGAAACUCA
Acinonyx jubatus (cheetah) is the source of this 2515-nucleotide messenger RNA. It is a transcript of the gene FBXO22, whose product is annotated as F-box protein 22. The record is from RefSeq and is a predicted model, not a curated record. Gene Ontology annotation, biological process: protein polyubiquitination; regulation of skeletal muscle fiber development; positive regulation of proteasomal ubiquitin-dependent protein catabolic process. Bases 634 to 1785 code for a protein of 383 amino acids. The transcript is spliced from 7 exons. Gene Ontology annotation, molecular function: protein binding. NCBI's taxonomy places the organism in Eukaryota, Metazoa, Chordata, Mammalia, Carnivora, Felidae.